Messenger RNA from Corapipo altera (White-ruffed manakin), 2664 nucleotides. RefSeq names its product malonyl-CoA-acyl carrier protein transacylase (gene MCAT). The transcript has 4 exons. The coding region runs from base 16 to 1191 and encodes 391 amino acids. Lineage: Eukaryota; Metazoa; Chordata; Aves; Passeriformes; Pipridae. The record is from RefSeq and is a predicted model, not a curated record. Gene Ontology annotation, molecular function: transferase activity.
CCGUGCGGGUUGGCCAUGGGCGGCCGGGCCGUGUGGGCGCCAUGGCGGCUCGCUGGCUGCAGCGGGCGCGGCGGCCUCCGCGGCGCUGCGGGCCGGCGGCUCAGCUCCCGGGGCCCCGGCGAUGGGGCGACGCUGAGCGACCUCCUGCAGAGCUCGGUGGAGCCGGGCGAGGCGGAGGGGGCGCCGGCGGCGGCGAGGCGGGAGCGGCGGUGCCCCCGGGAGGGCACGGUGCUGCUGUUCCCCGGGCAGGGCAGCCAGUGCGUGGGGAUGUGCCGCGGGCUGCUGGGCUACCCCGGCGUGCGGGACAUGUUCCGCCUGGCCGAGAAGGUGCUGGGCUACGACCUGCUGGCGCUGUGCCUGGAGGGGCCGCGGGACGCGCUGGACCGCACCCAGCACUGCCAGCCCGCCGUGUUCGUCGCCUCCCUGGCCGCCGUGGAGAAGCUCAACCACCAGCGGCCUGAGGUCGUGGAGCGCUGCGUGGCGGCCGCCGGGUACAGCGUGGGCGAGUUCGCGGCGCUGGUGUUCGCUGGAGCGCUGGGCUUUGCCGAAGCGCUGUACGCGGUGAAGGUGCGCGCCGAGGCCAUGCAGAAGGCGUCCGAGGCUGUUCCCAGUGGGAUGCUCUCGGUUAUGGGCCGGCCAGAGGCGAAUUACAAAUUUGCGUGCCUGGAAGCCCGCAAACACUGUGAGUCGCUGGGUAUUGAGAACCCCGUGUGCACGGUCUCCAACUACUUGUUUCCGGACAGCAGAGUCAUUGCAGGACACUUACAGGCUUUGGAGUAUUUGCAGCAGAAUGCCCGAAAAUACUAUUUUACCCGUACGAAAAUGCUCCCAGUCAGUGGGGCUUUUCAUACCAGACUUAUGGAACCAGCAGUUGAGCCUUUGGCCGAAGUCCUAAAAUCCAUCGAGAUCCAGAAACCGCUGCUCUGUGUGUAUUCCAACGUGGAUGGCCAAAAGUACAUGCACUCCAAGCACAUCAGGAAGCUGUUAGUGAAGCAGGUGGUGUCACCUGUUUUGUGGGAACAGACCAUGCAUUCGGUGUACCAAAGGAAACAAGGAACGGAAUUCCCUUACACCUACGAAGUGGGGCCCGGGAAGCAACUGGGAGCCAUUCUCAGAAAAUGUAAUUUAAAGGCCUGGAAACAAUAUAAACACGUGGAUUCUCUGGAAGAUGAGGAAGCAGCAGAGACUUAAGUGACCUUUUGAAAAAAAAUCCACGCAACUUGGGUUUUUUUCUGGUUUAAAACUCUGUGCUCCCAAGAGAAGAAGUCUUAAACUUUCGUGGCUUCUCCUGAUGAAAAGAGCACCACGUGCUUCAUUGCAAUGAACGUUUUCCUUCUCUGAGUGCCUCAGGUGUGGAAGGAGAGUUUGGCUCUUCCAUCUUUGUUGGGACUGCAAAGCUGUCAGCAAACAGGCCAAAUAACAUUGUUUGGCCUCCAUCCUGCAAGCAUCUUUCCCUCUCUUUUUUUUUUCUUUUUUCUUUCUUUUUGCCUUUUUUUUUUUUGUUUUUUUUUUCAAUGCUUUUUUUUUUUUUUUGCAUGGAUUCCAGUUAAAAGUUGGUAGCCUUGGCUGUCUGGUGCAGGGAUCUUCUGCAUGAAUACAGGGGUGGAAAUGAGCUGAGUUGUGGAGGGCUCUCUCUGGGCUGGAGGGUGCAUUUAGAGGAUCCACCUGGUUGAUGUUCCUGUUUUGUAACUCACCUGACUUGUGGGGUGUUCAUCUGUGUAAAAUCCUUUUAUUCUGUUCCCAUAUUUCCAGGCAGCAGCCGAAAUGUUAUUAGGAACGUGAUUUUCUUAAGGUUAAACUAUCAAUAAACUACGAAGCUUUUCUUGCUCUUUUCAGUGCUUUGGGGUGCACCAUUCUUGGCCUACAGUAAUUUUCCCUCCAGUUGUCCAAUGUCACGUUGGUUGUGCAAAGUUCCACAAGGAAAUGUUUCACUGGGGGGGAAGAAAAAAAAAAAAAGAGCUCAACAAAAACGUGUACAUUUCCUGGCAGCAGGAAAUGAUGAGCUGGAGAGCAGCAGGUUGUCCUGGAAGGGAGGGUGAAUUAAAAGCAGUGGCCUUGAUUCUGAUUGCUAAGUGGACUGUAUCAUUAAACAGCUCUUCUGUGAGCUGCAGUUGGCAGCUGUGCCUGCCCUUACAGCACAAAUUCCACAUUUCUGGCAACACAUGUAAACAUGAACAAUUAGUGAAACACAGAAGAAUUUGUCAGCUUCACCACUGGACUGUUAGAGGCUGACAAUUAAGGGCUGGGGUUACUGCAAAGAAAAUUAUUUCAGUUAAAGCUCCCACAUUACAGGUAAGGUGUCAUUUAUUCAGUAAAGCAUCCCAGAGUUUUCAAUAGGUGGUUAGAAUAUUGCAACUAAAUCCCACUCAUGUUAUUAAACACUGGAUUGUGCUGUGUUAGAAGCUUCUGACUACACCUUUUAAGACCAAAUGCAACAUUAGUGACUUUCAAACCAGCUUUUAUGAUAGUUGGGACUGAGCAUGGCCCAUUGGUGGCACUUUUUUUUUCUUUUAGUACAGUGCUUUAAAAUUUCUGUACUUUCUUUUUAAUUAUUUGAAUUUUCAAGUUGGAGAAAUGUUUUUUUAUUUGUAGUGUUCUUACCAUAAUUUUUUUCUUUUUUUAUUUCAUGUCGUCGUAACUUUGCCCAGAAUUAAAGCUCUUUGG